GAAGUGGUCUCCGGGUUCGUGUUCAUCAAGUGAUCUUCGAUAUCUUCGAGGAGUCUGCAGAUAUAUAGGUCGACUGCGAAUACAAAGAAACGAUCUGUCGAUAACUUAAGAGACAUUUAGACUGACAAACAACAAAAAUGUCUUUAAAAUUGGCAGACGAUCAACGAUUUGCAUUGAUGAAGUUCCGACGGUCAGUGCAAGACAUCUUACAGCCACACCACGAUGACUACUUUCUGCUUCGCUGGUUAAGAGCGCGAAAAUGGAAUUCAACUGCAGCCGAAAAAAUGCUGAGAGAUUCGAUACAAUGGCGAAAACAAUGGGAUGCUGAUAAUUUGGACGAUUGGGAAGUACCUGAAAUAAUAAAACCGUACCUGCCUUACGGAUUAAGUGGAUUCGACAAAGAUGGAGCACCAGUGAUCAUCGUACCAUUUGUUGGUAUGGACAUGUACGGAGCAUUACAUGUAAUAACACAGAAGGAAUUCGUCAAACUUAUGAUAAAAUUGUUAGAUGGUUAUUUGAAAUUAGCCAGGGAGCAAUCCAAGAAACAUGGGCAGAUUGCUAAUCAACUAACCGUUAUCUUCGACAUGGAAGGAUUUAAUCUUAAGCAGUACUUGUGGAAACCAGCUGGCGAGCUUGUCAUCACCUUCAUCCAAAUGUACGAGGCAAACUAUCCGGAAAUUUUAAAGAUGUGCUUCCUGAUCAACGCUCCAAGAGUUUUUGCUUUCGCUUUUACCAUCAUUAAGAAAUUCAUGGAUGACUAUACUUUGUCAAAAAUACAAAUCUACAAAGCCGAGCCGAUAAAAUGGCAAGCAGCAAUUCUUAAACUCAUAUCAAAAGAUCAACUACCUGUCCAUUAUGGUGGAACACUAACAGAUCCAGACGGCAACCCAAGAUAUACUUCAAAAAUCUGCCAAGGUGGUAAGAUACCUAAAGAAAUAUACACCAAAAAUAUGGAUAAGCCAAACGAGGAUUAUACUACCGUCGUCGUUCGGAAAGGAGGAAAGUUAGAAUUCGAUAUUUCUGCACCCGAAGUGGGUUCCAUCUUAAGUUGGGAAUUUCGAAGCGAGGGUCAUGACAUCAAAUUUGGAAUUCUGAAAAAAGACGAGACUAAUGGUACAAAAACAGAAGUUAUACCUAUUCGGAGGGUUGCGUCCCAUCAAUCGGAUGAAAUUGGAUUAUUAACUUGCGAAACUCCAACGAUUUAUUCCGUCGUUUUCGACAAUACCUACAGUAUUCUAAGGAAUAAAAAGGUUCAUUAUUCCGUACGUAUAUUACCACCGACAAUGACAUCAAUUAUGUAAUAAAAUGGAUCCUUUUAGGAAAUUUACAAUACCAUUAGUUGUUCAUAUUUCAUACUCGUAACAGA
This is a messenger RNA of Cyphomyrmex costatus, 1366 nucleotides long. RefSeq names its product SEC14-like protein 2. NCBI's taxonomy places the organism in Eukaryota, Metazoa, Arthropoda, Insecta, Hymenoptera, Formicidae. Gene Ontology annotation, cellular component: cytoplasm. The coding region runs from base 138 to 1301 and encodes 387 amino acids. The record is from RefSeq and is a predicted model, not a curated record. The transcript has 11 exons.